Molecule: messenger RNA, 867 nt
Organism: Colletotrichum paranaense
Lineage: Eukaryota; Fungi; Ascomycota; Sordariomycetes; Glomerellales; Glomerellaceae
Exons: 2
Coding region: 1-867 (288 amino acids)
Biological process (GO): cristae formation
Cellular component (GO): mitochondrial crista junction; MICOS complex
Source: RefSeq, a predicted model, not a curated record
AUGGGCUUCACCACUGGAUUCACCGGCGGUGUGACCGUAACCCUAGGCGUAGCCUACCUCACAGUCCUCGCCCACCAACGCAACCGCGAAAGCCAGUCCCACACCCUCCGCACCCAACACCACGUCCUCUCCUCCCUCCUCGAGCCCCAAAUCCGCAUUCCUCCGCCCCUGACCCGCGCCGAACAGGCCGUCAAGGACCGCGAGACGCUCCUCACCUCCGCCAAAGACCGCUGGAACCGCGAGGUAGAGAACGCCGUCCGCUGGGCGCAGCGCACCGACUGGGGCGAGGUGCGCGAGGGUCUCGAGAGCGGCGCCGCGCGCUUCUGGGGCGGCACCAUUGAAAAGGCCGGCGAGGCGGAGCAGGCCGUCGAGAAGAGCGCCGUCCCGCUGGCCAAGGAGGCUUCGGCCAAGGGCGCUGCCGCUGCGGAGGCGACCGGCGCGGAGGUCAAGAAGGAGGCGCGCAGCGCGUGGGAGCGCGCGAGGGAAAAGAGCCUCGCUGCCGAGGAGGCUGCGCGCGCCAAGGCCGCUGAGGCGAAGAAGCUCCUCGACGCGAAAGCCGCCGAGGCCAAGAAGAUUGUCGACAGCAAGGCCGCCGAGGUCAAGGCCGUCGUCGGCGACGUGGUGGACAAAGGACGGCAGCAAGGGGAGGCGGUGCUCGUGGCGGCGAAGCAGGCGGUGGGCGUGGCCGAGGACAAGGUCAGCAUCAAGGCCGACGGCGCGGUGGCGCCCGCGACGACGCCGGUACAGAAGGCGCUCCACCAGCGGUACGAGAAGCCGAGCGGGUUGACCAAGAGCGUCAAGGAGGUGCUGGCGGAGCGGUACCGCAAGAUGGACGAGCAGGAUAAUACGCAGCUUCGGGGUAUUUGA